AUGGAUAUUUUAAGAGAAAAAGAGCGUUGGCUUUCUAUUACAACUGAAGAGCAAGGAAAUAUUAAAAAAUUUUGUAAUCCCAAAUGGCCACAACUUAAAAGUGCUCUUAGUUUUUGGGUUAAUAACGCUCUUAUGUCAAAUCAAAAUAUCGACGGUCAUAUUCUUAAAAUGAAAGCACAGUUUUUUGCUAAUAAUCUUCAUAUUGAUGAUUUUAACCAGUCAAAUGCAAGUGCUCCUUCUGCUGAAUCACUAGAAAAUGAUAGAAUCAUAUUACAACAGCUACUUAGACCUUAUCGACCUGAAGAUAUUUGGAAUGCUAAUGAAACUGAUCUUUUUUGGAAAAUGGAACCUUCUCAAACUUUAGCUCGUUCUAAAGUAGCUGAACAUAAAAAAUAA
Molecule: messenger RNA, 396 nt
Organism: Funneliformis mosseae
Lineage: Eukaryota; Fungi; Glomeromycota; Glomeromycetes; Glomerales; Glomeraceae
Source: the annotation of a GenBank genome assembly